GGAGAGAGGAGCGCGGUCAUGUGAUUGAGUCAAGAUGGCGUCGUCCAGCUCCUUGUGGCUCUUGGCUCUCGCUUUCCUGCCGGGAUCCUGCGCUUCCCUGGCGCUGGGGCAUCUUGACCCGCCGGCCCCGCUGCCUCUGGUGAUCUGGCAUGGGAUGGGAGACAGCUGUUGUAAUCCCUUAAGCAUGGGCGCUGUUAAGAAAAUGGUCGAGAAGAAAAUACCUGGAAUUUACGUCUUGUCUUUAGAGAUUGGGAAGACCCUGGUAGAGGAUGUGGAGAACAGCUUCUUUUUGAACGUCAACUCCCAAGUAACAACGGUGUGUCAGAUUCUUGCUAAGGAUCCUGAAUUGCAGCAAGGCUACAAUGCUAUGGGAUUCUCCCAGGGAGGCCAAUUUCUGAGGGCAGUGGCUCAGAGAUGCCCAUCACCUCCUAUGAUCAAUCUCAUAUCAGUUGGGGGACAACAUCAAGGUGUUUUUGGACUCCCUCGGUGCCCAGGAGAGAGCUCUCACAUCUGUGACUUGAUCAGAAAAACACUGAAUGCUGGAGCUUACAACAAAGCUAUACAAGAACGCCUGGUGCAAGCAGAAUACUGGCACGACCCCAUAAAGGAGGACAUAUACCGCAACCACAGCAUCUUCUUGGCAGAUAUUAAUCAGGAGAGAGGUGUCAAUGAGUCCUACAAGAAAAACCUGAUGGCCCUGAAGAAGUUUGUGAUGGUGAAAUUCCUCAACGAUUCCAUUGUGGACCCCGUGGAUUCUGAGUGGUUUGGAUUUUACAGAAGUGGCCAAGCCAAGGAAACCAUUCCCUUACAGGAGAGCACCCUGUACACACAGGACCGCCUGGGGCUAAAGGCAAUGGACAAUGCAGGACAGCUGGUGUUCCUGGCUCUCGAAGGGGACCAUCUUCAACUGUCUGAAGCAUGGUUUUAUGCCCACAUCAUACCCUUCCUUGAGUGAAACCCUUGUAGUUUGCACCAGAGCUCAGGGAACCCCUCACACUUCCAAACCAGUUCCCUCCAUGCCCAAGCCUGAGCUCAGAUGCAGCUAGAAACUAAUCCUUCUCUUGUCACCGUCUAACAUGCCCUGCUUGGAAAGAUCCAAGAUAGGAAUCUUAUCCUUUGCCUCAUCCUAUCAGCAUAUGGUGUUGAAUGCAAGUUUAAUUAGCUAAUAACCAUGGAGAUUGUUUUACAACCCUUUGAUGUGGUCAGUGUUUUAGGAAUCAGGAGUUUGCUGCAGGUCAGUGGCAGAACUGUGCCCAGGCCCGGAAGAGACUAAACAAACUAAACCAAUGAGAUAGAGUCUAAGGCAGAUGCCUUCCUCAGGAAAAUGUAGCCACAUCUCAAGCCAAGAGGCCAGUACCCAGACCUAAGGUAUUCACAUAAAUGCUUUCUCAGUUGUGCUGGUGGAGAUUUGACCAGUGCUUGGAGAAGUAGUAUUGCUUGGAUGAUGUGUCCACAUAAUUUCUUGAGGCUGUCCUCCUCUUUGUGUUGCUUUCUGUGGUGUCUUAGCUAUUAUUAGACAAAUUCAGGCAGUCCACCAUCUUCCCUUGGUAGCACUUUUUUUUGUCUCCUCAGGUAGUGAUGAAUUUGUUGCUCUGUCACAAAAGGAGGGAACUAGCACCCAAUUGGAUUGCUUAAGGGAGGAAGUGUACAUAUUGCUUAACUUAGAUGGGGUGGGGGAGGUUUAAAGAAAAAUAGGAGGAGGUAGUUAGUUCUUUCCAUUCCAUCCUUGAUGAACCUGCCCUUUCUAAAUAUGACUAGUGGUGUGGAUUCUAGAGUCACUUUAUUGCUGGCAUUAGCAAAGAAUGGGAGGAAAAAUGCGAAGAGAUCAGGCUUUCUAACUUCCAUCUCAAAAAUUUGAGAUUACCGCACACUUCAAACUGCUUCUGAUGUGUUCUGUGAAAAAAAGAGUGCUCAAAAAGCUUAGAGAGUAUUCCAUAUCCCUUUUCUCCUCUUGAAGAUCAACCCACCUUAGAAUAUUAAGGACUCUGAAAAUUCCUGUUACAGUAAAGAAAACUAACCUUAAUCUACCGUUUCCCACGCUAUUUGAGCAUGGACAUCUUAACCCCCAAUCCCUUAUCCCAUGAAAACCUAGCAACACUUUUUGGAAGAUUGUUCUGCGGAACGCCAGUUUACGGAAUUGGGUAGCUAUACUUGAGGGAAGCACUUUGUUAGUGCUGCAAAGUUUACCCUCUGUGAUUUUUCUUUCACCUCUCUCAAGACUUUUCAACUAAGAGGAUGAAAGGCAAGAAGUGGGGACGUGUGAAAAUAAUUUUAUGAAGUUGUUUAAAAUAAAGAGUAGUUUCUUAUC
Messenger RNA from Delphinapterus leucas (beluga whale), 2308 nucleotides. It is a transcript of the gene PPT1, whose product is annotated as palmitoyl-protein thioesterase 1. NCBI's taxonomy places the organism in Eukaryota, Metazoa, Chordata, Mammalia, Artiodactyla, Monodontidae. Gene Ontology annotation, cellular component: lysosome. The record is from RefSeq and is a predicted model, not a curated record. Gene Ontology annotation, molecular function: palmitoyl-(protein) hydrolase activity. Gene Ontology annotation, biological process: receptor-mediated endocytosis; nervous system development; protein depalmitoylation.